AUGGAGUGGCCUUUGCCGCUGCAGAGGUCUCUCAGUUGCGGAAUUGUGUCAUCCCAGGGAACACAUUUCAGGAUCAAGCCCUUCUUUGGAUUUUUGCCUAUGGGACCACACAAUCCUUUGGGUGGAGAUCUGGUCAUAUGGCAGCCAAGAUCACAUAUUCGGAUUACUGCAAGUGCGGAUUUUUCAAGAAGGCGGCGAGGAAAAAGUUCCACGCCAAGGUCUAAGGAUUCUACACCAAGGGGUUUUGGGCCUAGAACACAGGUCCCUACGAGUACACAGAAAAAAGACCGAAAGAACAAUGAAGAAAAGGAAGGUCCGGGUACUUCUUCACAAAAUGAGUUCGGGAGCUUGAGUGCUGACACUCCAGAUCCACAAAUUAGGUCUGAUGAGGUAGAGACAACCAACAUUAAUCUAGUACCAGAAUUAGAUGAGGACAGCGACGGUGAAAGUAAUGGUGAACAUGAUGUUGUUGGUCUAGAGGUUCCAUCAACGCGUGAAGCAUUUCCUGUCAGCAAAAUGAGUCAAUUUGAAGAGAAUGUCCAAAUUUCUGAUGUUAAUAAGCAUGUUACUGAAUCAAAAGAUGCAGAAAGAAUAUCCAAGAGUGAGGAAAAAUUGGCAGCAACUGGAGGUGUUGACGUCUCAGUACGUGAAAGUGUUAUUGAAAGAGAACAGAUAAAUGCUGAAAGUAGUAACAAUCAAUGGCAAGAAAGAAUAAAGAAAGAUCAGGUUGGAAGCAUCAAAACCACUGAUGAGUCCCACAAAGGUUCAUCAUUUGUAAAGCCAGAGCCAGUUGAUGACAGUUAUACUUCAAUAAGUGAGCUUAAGAGAAAGGAAGAUGAAUUUCUAAAGCUAAAAUUGGAAAGUGAAGAGAGUUUACGUGAAGAGACAAUAAACAGGCUUGCUGAUGAUAAUUUUAGAAAAGGAAACAAAUUGUUUUAUUACCCGGAGCUGGUAAAACCUGAUCAACGUAUGGAGAUAUUUUUCAAUAGGAGUUUCUCCACUUUGAAAAAUGAACCAGAUGUUAUGAUCAUGGGAGCCUUCAAUGACUGGAAAUGGAAAUCAUUUGGCAUGAAAUUGAGCAGAAGUAAUCUUAAGGGUGAUUGGUGGUCUUGCCAGUUGUAUGUUCCUAAGGAAGCAUACAAAAUUGAUUUUGUGUUCUAUAAUGGGAAAGAUGUCUAUGAAAACAAUGACAAACAAGAUUUCUGCAUAGUUGUGGAUGGUGGAAUGGAUGUGUUUGACUUUGAAAAUUUUUUGCUUGAAGAGAAAAUGCGUGAACAGGAGGAUUUAUUGAGACAGAAAGCUGAAAGGGAAAGACAAGAAGAAGAACAAAGACGUAUAGAAGCAGAAAAGGCAGCAAGUGAAGCUGAUCGAGCUCAAGCCAAAGAGGAAGCUGCUAAGACAAGAGGGAUGAUGCAAGUAGUGAUGAAAAAGGCUCUCAUAUCAGUUGAUGAUGUCUGGUAUAUAGAGCCUAAGCCUAGGGAUGUGGAAGGCAAUGAGAUGGUCAGGUUAUAUUACAACAGGAGCUCAGGACCACUUUCUCAUGCUAAAGACCUAUGGAUUCAUGGAGGGUAUAAUAAUUGGAAAGAUGGGCUGUCCAUUGUUUCAAAGCUCAUCAAAUCCGAGAAAUAUGGGGACUGGUGGUUUGCUGAUGUUGUUGUGCCUGAUAGAGCCCUUGUCUUGGACUGGGUUCUCGCUGAUGGUCCACCUCAGCAAGCAGUUGUUUACGACAACAAUAAUUUGCAAGAUUUUCAUGCCAUUGUCCCUAAAUCCAUUGAUGAGGAACUAUAUUGGGUUGAGGAAGAGCAGAUAAUUUUUAGAAGACUUCAGACUGAAAGGCGAUCUAGAGAAGAAGCAAUACGAGCUAAGGUUGAAAAAACUGCACGUCUGAAAGCAGAAGCGAAGGAAAAAACUCUGAGAACAUAUUUGUUGUCUCAGAAGCAUAUAGUCUAUACUGACCCUCUUGAUGUCCAUGCUGGAAGCACAGUGAGUUUGUUUUAUAAUCCUGCCAACACAGUCCUAAAUGGAAAGUCUGAAGUCUGGUUCAGAUGUUCAUUCAAUCGCUGGACGCAUCGCAUGGGUCCGUUGCCACCUCAAAAAAUGAUUCCUGCUGAAAAUAGUUCACACCUUAAAGCAACUGUCAAGGUUCCACUGGAUGCAUAUAUGAUAGACUUUGUUUUCUCUGAGAGAGAAGAUGGUGGGAUUUUUGACAACAAGAAUGGUAUGGAUUACCACAUACCUGUACUUGGAGGAGUUGUGAAGGAGCCCCCAAUGCACAUUGUACAUGUAUCUGUAGAAAUGGCUCCAAUCGCAAAGGUAGGGGGUCUUGGUGAUGUUGUAACAAGUCUUUCACGAGCGGUCCAGGAUAUGAACCACAAUGUGGAAAUCAUUAUCCCAAAGUAUGAUUGCCUGAAUCUCAGCCAUGUGAAGGAUUUGCAGUUCCAUAAGAGCUAUUCUUGGGGUGGCACUGAAAUUAAAGUUUGGUUCGGGAAGGUAGAAGGCCUUUCUGUUUAUUUUUUGGAACCUCAGAAUGGAUUAUUUUGGGUUGGCUGCAUCUAUGGACGUGGUAAUGAUGGGGAAAGGUUUGGUUUUUUUUGCCAUGCAGCUCUAGAGUUUCUUUUGCAAAGUGGAUCCCACCCAGAUAUAAUUCACUGUCACGAUUGGUCUAGCGCUCCAGUUGCAUGGUUGUUCAAAGAACAGUAUAUGCAUUAUGGCCUCAGUAAAGCCCGCAUUGUUUUCACCAUACACAACCUUGAAUUUGGAGCUCAAUUGAUUGGUAAAGCUGUGGCUUUUUCAGACAAGGCUACAACGGUAUCACCAACAUAUUCCCGGGAAGUUUCUGGGAAUCCUGUAAUUGCUCCUCAUCUUUACAAGUUUCAUGGUAUCCUAAAUGGAAUUGACCCAGACAUAUGGGAUCCAUAUAAUGAUAAGUUUCUUCCUGUAUCUUAUACUUCAGAAAAUGUUGUCGAAGGCAAACGAGCUGCCAAAGAAGCUUUGCAGCAAAAACUUGGGCUGAAAAAGGCUGAUCUGCCCAUGUUAGGAAUCAUUACUCGACUGACUCACCAGAAAGGGAUCCACCUCAUCAAACAUGCAAUCUGGCGAACCCUGGAACGGAAUGGACAAGUGGUCCUGCUGGGUUCAGCUCCUGAUCCUAGGAUUCAGAAUGAUUUCGUUAAUUUGGCAAAUCAACUGCAUUCUUCACAUACUGAUCGUGCACGCCUAUGUCUGACAUAUGAUGAGCCUCUAUCACACUUGAUAUAUGCUGGUGCAGAUUUUAUUCUUGUCCCUUCAAUUUUUGAACCUUGUGGACUAACUCAACUCACAGCCAUGAGAUACGGUUCAGUCCCUGUUGUGCGCAAAACUGGAGGACUCUAUGAUACUGUUUAUGAUGUUGACCAUGACAAAGAAAGGGCACAAGAACAAGGCCUUCAACCAAAUGGAUUUAAUUUUGAUGGAGCAGAUGCAGGAGGUGUUGAUUAUGCUCUGAAUAGAGCAAUAACUGCUUGGUACGAGAAGAGGGAGUGGUUUAAUGCAUUGUGCAAGUGUGUUAUGGAGCAAGAUUGGUCCUGGAACCGGCCUGCUCUUGAUUACUUGGAGCUCUACAAUGCUGCACGCAAGUGAGAAAAGAUCAAGACACAGUUCUGUACAGGUUUAAUCGCUAGUUCCCACAUCUGUUUAUUACUUUGGAGUAAAAUAUGACGUAAUCAUAAAAACAAUAUGGUUUCUAAUAUUCCACACCUUGUAUCCCUCGUGAUGACAAUAAUGGAGUCUCAUGAAGUUUUCCAAGUGAAAAUAAUAGCUAAGACGUUUUCUGUUGGCA
Messenger RNA from Salvia miltiorrhiza (redroot sage), 3817 nucleotides. RefSeq names its product starch synthase 3, chloroplastic/amyloplastic. The record is from RefSeq and is a predicted model, not a curated record. Gene Ontology annotation, molecular function: alpha-1,4-glucan glucosyltransferase (UDP-glucose donor) activity; starch binding. Lineage: Eukaryota; Viridiplantae; Streptophyta; Magnoliopsida; Lamiales; Lamiaceae.